UUUCUUAUUUGACACGAAUACUACGAACAAGAUUCGUAACAGAUUUCGCAUUGCGUACAGCGGUGACGAUGGGGCAAACGGGAGAGCGAGCGCUGACGAGUACGAAAAUUGCGAUCGCGGAGACGCUCCACCCAUCGAAGACUCGAGUGAGAAGUCCGUGUCAUCGAAGAAAGAAAAACGGCUGAAGAACGUUUACGGGGGUAAAACUUGCCUGGAUAAAUCUCAACUUGAUACCAAACCAAGCCUGCUCAAUGGGGCAGUCAAGCAAGAGAAAAGUGAUUGUCACAAGGCUUCGGUGUCCGUGAAAAUUAGUAGCUACAGUAGACCUGGUGCGCUGAGUAACAAAGAUGGUUACAGACCGAGCGAGGGAAGUGCAGGCAGGGCUGCCGGCUCAUCGAAUUCUCUCAGUGAUGAGAAGCGUGAGACUUUGAGGCGUCUUCUUACCGUCUCCGGCAGUAAGGACACGACUGCUGUGUUAGGCCGUAAGAAGAUAGAUAGUUAUAAACUUAGUCUCACGUUUCCUGAUGACGAAGAAGAUGAAGAUGAUAACCGAACAGAUUCCGUAACUUCCGUGCCUGGUUUGAAGCCCCCUUCCCUUCCUGACCCCCGAUCUCCAUUGUUGACUAAAUUAAAUCAGACACUUGAAUGCAACGGAGAAAAAUCCUCGCAACCGCAGCCUCAAAAUGCAAGUGUCGUGGCGUCAAUGGCGAAUGGCAAGCUUCCCGCUGUGCAUGCAGACAGCGGCGUUCUUCAGCAAGCUGGUUUGAACAAGGCACCUCCGAUGAAGAUACCGCCCUUGCACUUUCGUAAGCUGAACAGACUUGAGAUAGGGAAGAAUGUCAUGAAAGCGCCCGCACUGGUAGAGGGAAAAGAAUCACUAACUUCGCCAGACAACAAGUCGCCAUCGGCGCGCCUGACAGCAGCUGAGGCCAAGCCUGAACUUCUCGUCAAUGGGCGCCCUAGGCUGACAAGUCCGCUGCUGCCCACGCCUGUCAGAAAACCAUCAGCAAGCCUGAAGAGUGAGAGCAAAGACAAAGACGUGACGAAGAAUCGGUCUAGGAGUCCAGACGAACGUCGGUCCGGUGGCCAGCGUCCUCCGUGGUCAAGUAGCUCCCGCUCGCGUUCUCGGUCUCACUCCAGAUCACGAUCGAAGCACAGAAGAUCUGGGUCAAAGUCGUCAAGAUCAAGAUCUCGGAGUUUUUCGCGAUCCAGGUCUCCGUAUCGAUCUCGAUCACCUUCACGGCACUCUAGAUCUCGAUCAACUUCGCGGCACUCCAGAUCUCGAUCACCUUCACGGCACUCCAUAUCUCGAUCACCCUCACGGCACUCCAGAUCUCGAUCAAGAUCACCAAAAAGGUCACAGACUAGACAUCGGUCCCAAACUUUGUCUAGGUCAGGAUCGCGAUCGAAACAUGGAAGCCGUUCGAGAACCCGAAGUGAGAGCCGGUCAAAAUCUAGAUCGCGAUCUAAACGAUCGAGAACUAGAUCCUACAGCCGAUCUUCAUCCCGCUCCCGGUCUUACUCAAGAUCAAUAUCGCGAUCAAGAUCGUCCUCCAGAUCUAGAAGUAGAUCUCGGUCGGUUUCCAUACCUAGACGUCGUGGGUCACCGUCGUUUUUGGACAAGCGGCGGAUCACAAGUGCCCGGAAGCGGCCGGUUCCAUACCACCGGCCCACGCCGCCCCCCGAGAGCGACUCGUCAUCCUCUUCGUCGUGGUCCAGCAGGAGUCGCAGCCACAGCCCCCAGCGCCGGGGCAGCUGCCUCCGCCGCUCCCGCAGCAGGAGCGUCUCCUGGUCAAGACGACGCUCCCCUUCGUAUGGCAGGACAAAAUAAUGUGCUUAAAUACCUCCUUUGAUAAUGUGCUGAGUUAUAUACCUACUCUGGUGAUAUGCUUGAUUACUUUUCUUGAUGGGCCAAGCCAUAAUAACGUCUACCAUCGAUAUUGUAACAUCAAACAUGUUAUACUCGACUAAAGUGACGUGAUUUAUUGAGUCAUGCGUGUAGAUUGUCGUACAUUCAGAUUUGAAAUCCUGUCAUCAAGAACAGAUCAAUAUCGCGCUAUGUUUUGAAAGUAGUCUAUGUACAGAGCGAGAUCCACACGUUUGCUGGUGCCAUUCGUGCUGUUGAUAAACCUAGUCGAUGGAGAGAAAGCUGUAACCUGUGUCUGGUCUUGCAGUUAAUUUGGACUAAAACAUGUGUACGUAGAGCCGCCUCGCUUCUCAGUGUUGUUACUCUCUCGCGAGAAAGAAUCAUGAGUUUAUUGCUGCGCUGUACAAAGUAUGUGUGUUAUAACCUACCAUUUAUAUUUUUAAGGUAAUUGAUAUCUAGUUGGAAAUUUAUAUCGAUUGCAGUUGAAAUAGAAUCUUGAUAGGAACAUUUCUUAAACUUGACAACGUUUCAUUCGAUGCUUAGUAUCAUAGUAUGUCUGUAACGUAAGUGGACAUGCGCUGCGAAGCUCUGCGCGCUGGCCGGUCUCUUGACGAAGCCGUCUCGACGCGGCUCAACAUUUACCGCUGUCGACCAUGAUGGUUCAGUGCUGACCUACAAGCUCCUAAUACUGAUCAAUUUCUUGGAUCGUUUAUAACGUUACCGUCAACUGGAGUGAAUUCGGCCACACCUGCAACAGAAACA
Molecule: messenger RNA, 2629 nt
Organism: Hyalella azteca
Lineage: Eukaryota; Metazoa; Arthropoda; Malacostraca; Amphipoda; Hyalellidae
Product: serine/arginine repetitive matrix protein 2
Exons: 4
Source: RefSeq, a predicted model, not a curated record